Molecule: messenger RNA, 3782 nt
Organism: Mauremys reevesii (Reeves's turtle)
Lineage: Eukaryota; Metazoa; Chordata; Testudines; Geoemydidae
Product: interferon alpha-inducible protein 27-like protein 2B
Exons: 13
Coding region: 917-1471 (184 amino acids)
Biological process (GO): apoptotic signaling pathway
Cellular component (GO): membrane; mitochondrion
Source: RefSeq, a predicted model, not a curated record
CAUUGUUCAAAACAAUCUCUUUUCCACACUCGCUGCCAAAGCUUUCCUGCUUUCCCCGGCUCCGCACGCUCCAGUAUAUUUAGCUGCCUCUAGCCUGCUACCUUUCCUUAUAUAGCAGAGGCCAAACGAAUUUCUCACUCUCAUUAUUAAUAGCCUGCGAGGAGUUCUGAGGAGGCUGCCAAAAAUAGCAGGCAAACACUGCGCGGCCGGCCGGGGAGCGGGGCAUUAGUGCUGAGGGACGGGAGUGAAGGGCCCUGCCAAGGAAGUGCAUUCUGCCGGGGGGAGGCCUUGGGGGGGACUCCUUGUUUUUCUCCUUUUCCAGCUGGUCACUAGAACAAGGUGUCGUGUGUCCCCCACUCGCUGACCUCCCCGAUACUCCACCUCGCGCCUCCGGGUGGCUGCAAAGCCUCCUCUUGCGUCUGGGACGUUCUGCAGCUCGGAGGAGCCAGGCUCAGAGCCCAGAGGAUGCUGCUGCCGAAGGGACCCGGUGGAGGGAGAGCUGGGAGGAACUUCUCAAGCUGAACUGCGAGGAUGCUGCAUGCUCCUCGGGAACAGAAUGCAGACAAGCUGAAGGAGUUCUGUGGCAAAGUCAAGAUGAGCAGGCAAGUGCCGGGAACUGGCAGGCGACACCACCGCUCCCGGGUGCCGGCGCUCCAGCCCCAGACAGAAGUGGAAUCACCUUCAGGACAGGAGAACACUCGAGAGGCUGAGUGAGUGGGGCCAUGGUGCUCUCGCCCCAGCUGUAAGAGGAUCCCACAGUGCAUUGGAACCGAAGCCUCAAGUCAUCCCUGAGAGGGUCCAGAACCGGCCUCCCAGGGCAGGAGCUGGAGCAAGGGGGAACUGGGAGCAGCUGCCUCGAAGUCUCCAGAAGCCGGGGCUCGUCCAGUCCAGGAGGAUCACUGGAAGCAGCCUUGAGAUGGUGGUCCUCGAUCCUCAGCUGCCAGUUCUGGUUUCUGAUCCAGAGAUGGAGGCCAAGGCGAGUGAAUCACCAUGUGCGGAACUGGCACCUGUUGCUUUGGCCCUGCCUUGGCACGAGACGGGAUCACCUCCAGCUGGAGAGCCUUCCCAGGAGGCAGAGUUCCUGUCUGAGCAGGUCCUGGACCAAGAGGAACAGGCUGAGACGGACAUAGAGGAGGAACCAGAAUCAGAACCAGAGCCCAAAUCCAGGAGCAAAGCAAUGAAAGCAGCAAUUGGAGCAGGUGUCGGAAUAGGAGCUGUGGUCAUUGGAGCCCCAGUAGCAAUCUGGGCAGCAGGCUUUACUGGAGCAGGCAUUGCAGCUGGGUCGAUAGCUGCCAAGAUGAUGUCAGCAGCUGCCAUAGCCAAUGGAGGAGGGGUGGCCGCUGGGAGUCUUGUGGCAACACUGCAAUCAGCGGGUGCUGUAGGACUCUCGCUAGGUGCUAAAGUUGGGCUGAGCACUGCACUGGGAUCUGUUGGUGCAGCUGUUGGUUCCUGGUUCUCUAAGGAUAACUGAAAGCUAUGCAAGCCCUGCCGGCAUCAGAAGUAAACACUGACCAGUCCUGAAAACCCUUAAGCUGCAAAGCAGGACCAAAGCAUCAAGCUAUGUGAUAUGGGGUGGCAAUUACUUCCUUGUUGCCUGGGAAAAGCUACUGCAAACGUGUCGCUUGUUCUGCCUUCUCUUUAACAGCCUGCCAAGAUCAAAUCAGUCUGAGUGCCUGAAAACUGCUCCCAGCCCCUGUUAGACUGGCUGAGCCGGAAGUCUCCAGCUUCUUGAGCAUUGGCAUGAGAGAUGAGAAGCACUAGCCCUGAUUCGCAGGUAGAAGUUAGUUCUGUGAUGUAAACCGCCUUUGUCAGACGUGUUCAUCGUGGCUGAUGUGAGAAACCUUCCUCUGAAGCACAAACUGUUGCCUAGCUCAUGCAGCCGUCCAACGUGGCAAUAGCAACGUUAUAGUUGCAGUUAGUUGUGGCUGCAGACUGAACUAUGUGGAAGUGGCUCCUUGCACCCGGGGACCUAGUGUGAAUAUUCAGCCACUGCAGCUUGCUUCAUUUUCGCUUUAUUCCCACUAGUCCAACAGCCCCACGCCGCAAUGGGAGAAGGAGCUAGAUUCCAUCUCCACCUUGUGCAUCGUCCACAGACUUGCUUACUGCGGUCCAACCAGUUGCCUCUAGGAAACCCGUUGAAGAUGGAUGGGCUGCAUAGGUGUCACUGGGGGCAGCACGCCACCUGUGGCAGCAGUUGCUGGUGAGGAUGCAGAAGGAAUCCCAGCCGAAGCAAGUGAGGUGCAAUUGCUCCAGGGCUGGUGGGUGUGGAAGAAGCGCCAGGCUCAGCCUCUCGAUGCUAGUGCCAGGCCUUCAGUUGGCUUUACUGCCCACUAUCCAGUGAGGUUUAGCUUCAGUUCAGAUCCCAAUGGACAGUUCCCUGCAUCCUGCAACCUCAUUUAACUGGCUCCUAUCCCUACCCUUUGGGGGUAGCUGGAGCAGAGAAACAAAGGACUGAACAGACCUCGGACUGCGCUUCCCUCUCCCUCCAGCCCAGGCAUGUUGGCAGAGGGUCUGCUGUGUGAGGACAGCUUCCAAGCCAGGGCUGCCAAGCCACUAACCUGCCUUUUUACAAAAGGCCCCUUCUCCUGUCAGGGGAAGAGAAAAGGGGCUGGGGCGGGCGACUGUUCAGGGAGACUCAGGAAAGUUUCCGUUUUAAUUCUGCUCCGUUUCUCUUGAGGAUCACCACGAGGCCGGGAGGAGUCACGCCAACAGCCCACAGAAUAAUCUUUUAAAAAGUGUUUUGGGCCCUUGGUCAUCCACCAGGAAGCAGCAAAAAUAAAUAAAGUGGCAGAACCCGAGUGGCAUGUUUGCUCUGCGCCUCCUCUGGAUAACCUUUGUCAGGCAGGCAGACCCAGGAGCAGGACUGGAAACUUUUCAACAAAUUAUUUUUCAUUUUGCACACGGACUGUACCAUCUGGCUCUGAAUCGCAGGGGCUAGGAUUUGGAGGGGGGACAGGGUGGGGGGAGUUGAGCACACUUUGCUCACAAGUGAAUCCUCCCUAAUCCUGUGUUUAACGGGGAGCGAGGGGACCCUGGCAUUGUCCCUGCCUUUGGGGUGGGCUGCUUGUCCUGCGCUCUAGACACUCACCCAAAAGCUGGUUCACUGUAGAUAGCUGGGUCCAGCGCUCCCUAUAUAUAGCGACGUCCCUCGGAGGGGGCACCAAGCUUCUGCCCCAAGGCUGACGGCUAACGAUACCCAGGUGACAGACUCAGAGCCACACGCAGCAAACAUGCUUGACACUCUUACUACUCUGGCUGGAGCAGGCGUUGCAGCAGGUGUGGCAUUCGUUGGCAUCCCGGUAGUAGUCGGGGUAGCCGGCUUUACUGGAGCAGGCAUUGCAGCUGGGACACUUGCUGCCAACAUGAUGUCAGCAGCGGCCGUAGCCAAUGGAGGAGGGGUAGCCGCUGGCAGUGUUGUGGCAGUGCUGCAGUCCAUUGGUGCCGCAGGCCUCCCUGCAGCUGCCAACGCUGCGAUAGUAGGUGCUGGGGCGGCAGUCGGUGCCUUACUCUGAAAGCUACAACUGCUCUUUUACCCUCUGGGAGACACGCUGAUUCGUCUGCUGCAGUUUCUCAAUUGGAAUCAGGCUAAUGCAACAAGUAGCAAGUUAGAGAAAUGGCUUUGUAGUUGAAUGCAAAAGCAAGUGGCCUGUAGAAACAGUUCCCACACAUCUGUUGCUUGUUCUAACUUCUCAACAACAGACGUCGAGUUCUGUUGGGAUUCUGGCUGAAUUAUUGCUGUAGGCUGAAAUGUGACAAAUCAAUAAACUUUUGCAAAUUUAAAU